CUCUUGGAAAGACGCAGCAGCAGCAGCCAUGGGCACAGUCUCCCCGAGCAUGUCUAAAGCGCCUUUCUUUUGUCCAGGCGAUGCUUCCUGGCCCACCUGACUGGAGACUGGCCAGGCUCUGUGAAGAAUGGAAUCAAACUCUGUGAGGAGUAAAGUCCCAGCGUUCUUAUCGGACUUGGGGAAAGCGACCCUGCGCGGCAUCAGGAAAUGCCCGCGAUGUGGCACAUACAACGGCACUCGUGGGCUAAGCUGCAAGAACAAGACUUGUGGCACAGUCUUCCGCUACGGCACUCGGAAGCAGGCUGGAGUGGAUGCGGUCAAAAUCGUCACUGGCUCCGAGCUGCAAGUCUAUUCGGUGCGGCAGAGGGACAGGGGGCCAGACUACCGGUGCUUUGUGGAGCUGGGUGUUUCAGAGACCACCAUCCAAACUGUGGAGGGGACUAUCGUCACGCAGCUCAGCUCUGGGCGCUGCUACGUGCCGUCAUGUUUGAAGGCAGCCACACAAGGUGUGGUAGAAAACCAGUGCCAGCACAUUAAGCUGGCGGUGAACUGCCAGACGGAGGCCACCCCGCUCACCCUGAAAAGCUCCGUCUUGAACGCGAUGCAGGCCUCGCCUGAAACAAAGCAAACCAUCUGGCAGCUAGCCACCGAGCCCACGGGGCCUCUGGUCCAAAGGAUUACCAAGAGCAUUAUGGUGGUAAAGUGCAAAGCCAGCCAGAAGCACAGCUUGGGCUAUCUCCACACCUCCUUUGCCCACAAGGCUGGCCAUAAGAACGUGAUGGAGCACCGCUUUUUCUGCUCCUGCCAGUCCCUGAAGUCCAGCAAGACCACCUCUACCAAGGAAGAGGCAGGCCAGAAAUGCCUCCACUUCUUUGCCUGCCUCUGCGCCUUUGCCAGUGACGAUACUUUGGCGCAGGAGUUUGCAGAUUUCCUCAGCUAUGAUUCCACUGGUCUGAAGCCAAUGACAGGAGCCCAGCUGGUUUGCCAGCCUGAAUCUGUUCUGCACUCAGGAGACGCUGCUGCCUCCAAGGCAAAGAGGAGGAAAAAAGACGAAGGGUUCGGCACACCUACAAAUAGCCCCCUCUUGUCUCAAGAUCUGGCAAACAACAACCUACGGAAAGGUGGACUGAAAAAGUCAUCAGCUGCUUCAUUGAAAAGGCAAGCUUGCAGCCAAUUGCUUGAUGAAUCACAGGUGAUCUUGUCUUUCCAAGAGUGGUUGGCCAGCGCCACUGAACGCAUCCAUCAAGCCAUGCAUUACCAGUUCGAUGGCAAACCAGAGCCACUGGUAUUCCACAUACCCCAGUCAUUCUUUGAGGCUCUCCAACAGAGGAUAUCCAUUGGGAGCAUCAAGAAGCGGCUCCCAAAUUCAACCACAGCUUUUGUCCGGAAAGAUGCCUUGCCCCUGGGUACCUUUUCUAAAUAUACGUGGCACAUCACUAACAUCUUGCAGGUCAAGCAGAUCUUUGAUACUCUUGAGAUGCCCCUGGAAAUAACACGCAGCUUUAUCCAGAACCGAGAUGGCACCUACGAGCCCUUUAAGUGCCCCAAAGUUGAGAUGGAGAGCAUCCCAGAGACCUACGGACGCCUGGAGAAGCAACCGGUUCUUCUUCCCUUGGAGCUGAAAACCUUUUUGAAAGUUGGCAACACAUCCCCUGACCAGAAGGAACCGACACCAUUCAUCAUUGAAUGGAUCCCAGACAUCCUUCCCCAGUCCAAAAUUGGUGAACUGAGGAUUAAGUUUGAAUAUGGCCACUACCGGAAUGGUCACACCACUGAAUACCAAGAGCAGCGCCCUUCCCUAGAACAGGCGCUGGAGCUCAUGCCGCUCACCACCAUCACUUUUCCUUGAACUCUACUACUGGUUCAUUUCUUGCACAAGCCCACUCUGGAGGUGGCCAGCCUUUGCCGCUCUCUGGUUGCUGCUUGACUGGGGAGCUUGCCAGGAGCUGGAGCUCAAUGCGGCUUUGUUGUACGCGACCCACUUUUGGUUUUUAAGCAACUGUUGGAGCUACAGUAGUGACUCACACCUCUUUCCUUAAACAAUAUUUUUUUAUGGCUGCUCUGUAUGAAAUUCGUUCAGGUGUUCUCCAUUUCUACCCUGAGACUAAUUUGUGUUCCAGUUUUUGAUUGCUAUGUUUCUGGCACCCCCUUUUGCGAAGUUGAUAAUUUACCUGCAACACACAGGUGGGAGAGGGGCAAAAUGUCUAACUGUUAGGCUGUCUUAGGUAAUUACUACCUAUUUACUUGCAUACUUUACAAUAUAUUUUUAAAAUAAAUUAAAUUGAACCAG
Molecule: messenger RNA, 2290 nt
Organism: Elgaria multicarinata webbii
Lineage: Eukaryota; Metazoa; Chordata; Lepidosauria; Squamata; Anguidae
Gene: C12H2orf42
Product: chromosome 12 C2orf42 homolog
Exons: 9
Coding region: 128-1849 (573 amino acids)
Cellular component (GO): nucleus
Source: RefSeq, a predicted model, not a curated record